AUGGAGAUAUUAUGGGAUUCAACGAAUGCAGUUCCAUAUGGUUGGUUCGACACUGGAGAUUUGGCUUGUGUUGAUGACGAAGGAUUCUUCUACAUCACUGGCCGUAUGAAGGAAAUGAUCAAAGUGAGGGGAUGGCAGGUUAACCCUUAUGAAAUCGAAGAAGCGAUUAAAGCCAAUGUGGUGGAUGUGAAAGACUGUGCAGUUGUUGGUGUUGAUCACGAAGUGGAUGGUCAACGUCCAAAAGCUUUCAUUGUUGGAGAACCAGAUAUCAAUGAAGUGAUCAGUUUUGUGAAAGAAACCUUCACCUCUUACAAACAUCUGUGUGCAGUUCAAAUCGUGGACGCAAUUCCAAGGACCCCGUCCGGGAAAAUUUUGCGUCAUGUACUGACCGGCAAGAUCAGCAAUGAAUAA
Messenger RNA from Ostertagia ostertagi, 411 nucleotides. Lineage: Eukaryota; Metazoa; Nematoda; Chromadorea; Rhabditida; Trichostrongylidae. The record is from the annotation of a GenBank genome assembly.